This is a messenger RNA of Rhea pennata, 1607 nucleotides long. It is a transcript of the gene WNT1, whose product is annotated as Wnt family member 1. Gene Ontology annotation, molecular function: cytokine activity; frizzled binding. The coding region runs from base 163 to 1272 and encodes 369 amino acids. The transcript has 4 exons. Gene Ontology annotation, cellular component: extracellular region. Gene Ontology annotation, biological process: canonical Wnt signaling pathway; neuron differentiation; cell fate commitment. NCBI's taxonomy places the organism in Eukaryota, Metazoa, Chordata, Aves, Rheiformes, Rheidae. The record is from RefSeq and is a predicted model, not a curated record.
GCGGAGCCGCCCGCCCUGCCCGCGCCCCGCGCGUCCGGAAACACGCGUGGAUGUAGCGGCCGGGCCGGGGGCUCCGCGGCACCAUAAAUACCCCCGGCGGCCGCUCGCCCUCGCACUCAGCCCCGCGGGCCCCUGCAGACGGGCUCCCCCGCCGCCGGAGCCAUGCGACCCGCCGCAUUAAUUUUAGGCUUGAGGACGCUGUGGGUUUUGGCGUUUUCCUCCCUUUCCAACACGCUGGCGGUGAAUAACAGCGGGCGAUGGUGGGGGAUCAUCAACGUGGCCUCCUCCACCAACCUGCUCACCGACUCCAAGAACGUGCAGCUGGUGCUGGACCCCAGCCUGCAGCUGCUGAGCCGCAAGCAGCGCAAGCUGAUCCGCCAGAACCCCGGCAUCCUGCACAGCAUCAGCACCGGCCUCCAGAGCGCCAUCAAGGAGUGCAAGUGGCAGUUCCGCAACCGCCGCUGGAACUGCCCCACCUCCCAGGGGCCCAACAUCUUCGGCAAAAUCGUCAACCGGGGCUGCCGGGAGACAGCCUUCAUCUUCGCCAUCACCAGCGCCGGCGUGACGCACUCGGUGGCGCGGUCCUGCUCGGAGGGCUCCAUCGAGUCGUGCACCUGCGACUACCGCCGCCGCGGCCCGGGGGGCCCCGACUGGCACUGGGGCGGCUGCAGCGACAACAUCGACUUCGGGCGGCUCUUCGGCAGGGAGUUCGUGGACUCCAGCGAGAAGGGCCGGGACCUCCGCUUCCUCAUGAACCUGCACAACAACGAGGCCGGGCGCAUGACCGUGUUCUCGGAGAUGCGGCAGGAAUGCAAGUGCCACGGCAUGUCGGGCUCGUGCACGGUGCGCACGUGCUGGAUGCGGCUGCCCACCUUCCGCGCCGUGGGCGACUUCCUCAAGGACCGCUUCGACGGCGCCUCGCGGGUCAUCUACGGCAACAAGGGCAGCAACCGGGCGUCGCGGGUGGAGCUGCACCACCUGGAGCCCGAGAACCCGGCGCACAAGCCGCCCUCGCCCCACGACCUCGUCUACUUCGAGAAGUCGCCCAACUUCUGCACCUACAGCGGGAAGACGGGCACAGCGGGCACGGCCGGGCGCUUCUGCAACAGCUCCUCGCCGGGCCUGGACGGCUGCGAGCUGCUGUGCUGCGGGCGCGGGUACCGCACGCGCACCCAGCGGGUCACCGAGCGCUGCAACUGCACUUUCCACUGGUGCUGCCACGUCAGCUGCUUGAACUGCACCAACACGCAAGUGCUGCACGAGUGCUUGUGAGCCGGGGAGCCGCCGGCACCCUGCCCGGCCCCGGAGGGGGUCUGCGUUGCCCCCGAUGACGGCUGCCCGGCCAGAGGCAGGAGCCCGGGUGGCUCUGCGCCCCCGGGGAUGGGGCUCCCCGGUGCACGGCGCGGUCACGGCCGCCCCGGGGGCCGCUGCCGGCUCUGCAGGGUUUCCUUCUCGCUGUAAAUAAAAUAUUUAUUGUGGACGGUUUGGUGCCGGGCCUGGCCCCUCUGGGCCCCUCCGCCCCUGCGCUUCGCUGGCCCCAGGCCCUGUUUUUUAUAAUUAAAAAUAAUAAUAAUAAUAAUAAUUAAUAAUUAAUAAUAAUAAUGCUU